AUGGAAGAAUUAUUGAUGUUCUCUGCUUAGAACAAACUAACAUUUGCUUAUAAUAGGAACACAAUGCUAAUUCAGACUGAAUUUAAAAUAAAAAAUAUCUCAUAGAAUAUGCUUGAAAUUCAAAUAGAAUUGUCGAAUCCCCACAAUUACAAGAUAAAACCGAAUAACUUUUACAUAAAAAAACAAGAAACAAGGGUAGUAGAGAUAACUCAAUUAAAUUAUGUAGAUUAAAUACAAUAUAAUAUAGGUUCCUAUGAGAUUGGAUGAAAGAGCGAAAAUCAUGUACAGAACCAUAAUAGAGAAUUCGACAACCUCAAGAAAAAACACAUAGACGGCUUACCAUUUUUACAAAUACUUUUUCUUUGAGUUAUCUUGUCAUAAAAAGCCCUCUGUAAUCGAUGAGAGUAGCAACUUUACUUAAGUGAGAUAACCAGAACAGAGAUAACAAUAGAGUGGGAUUGAGGUGAAGGAUUCUCUAAAUUAUUGUCAAUUAGUCACUCUAACAGUGUCCAUUAUUGUAAUAAUAUUUGCAGUUUUUAAUUGGCUGUAUAUUAAAUUUAUAAAGAGGGAUUAUUGA
This is a messenger RNA of Paramecium octaurelia, 577 nucleotides long. The record is from the annotation of a GenBank genome assembly. Lineage: Eukaryota; Ciliophora; Oligohymenophorea; Peniculida; Parameciidae.